AUGGCCACUACAGAUGGCGGUCCCUUCUUCCCUGUGGGCUACGACGCGGGCUUCGACGACCUCCAUUUCUUCGACGGCACAGGACAGUCGUUACCGCUCUUUCCGGGCCUCGAGGACAUGACACAGAUCCAGUUCGAUGAGGAUGCCAUCUUUCUCAGUCACCACUCCCCGAACGACACUGUCUCGUCCCGAUCCGACCUGAGGUCACCCGGCAAGCAGAGUCUCCAGGCCACAGCUGCUGCCGGCUCUCGAGGCAGCUCUUCGCUCUCCCCGGCCGGCGAUGCCUUGAUCUACACGCCCACCUCAACUCUGCUGGAAUUUCAAGAUGACGCUGCCACCGACAGUGUCGAAUCUGACCAACUCACUACCUCGCCGGUCAGCAGCAGCAAUCACACCGAUGACUUUGUUCAUGUAGGCAGCGAGUUGGGUGGGUAUCGAGGAAGGAUGAACAUUCGGCCCCCACUCCAGCCAGGGGUCUCUCCAUCGACCCAACCGUCCCUGCCGUCGCGCGAAUCAUCAGUCCCCCAAACUGUUCAAGCCACACGGCCUCAUCAUCAGCAAUGGCAGUCAUUCGCAUCAUCGUCUAGCACCGGUAUGGAUGACACUUUCAUCCCGUACUCAUCGGCAGCAGAGCUUGGCUUCUCAACCGGCUCUUUCGCUGAUGAAGCCUUCCUCCCCGUCGGCGAUCUCGAUGGCUCCUUCAACGGACAGACUUACGAGAACAUCCCCUUCAGGACCUACACCGAUGGCUCUGUUCAACUACCGCCUUCCUUCGACGAGACGACUCUCCUGUCCCAACACCCCACCACCCUUCAUCAACACCAACAUGUGGCGACAUCCUUUCCAGAGCAGAGGCUCAACCAAACGUUCAACGACUUUGGCUCGAUCGCUCCACAGCAACAGUAUGGUGGUUUCAAUGCCCACGACUUCGCGUACCACGGCAACCAAAUCAACUCUACCGUGCCUCCUCCGCAGCCAAGUCGUGUCGUCCCGUCGAACGCGAAUACUUCAGGGCAGCCCCUGAUCGGGAUGCAGCAGCCAAUUUCGAACUCAUCUGCACCAUCGCGACCACGGCGACAGCCUUACCCGCAACUACAGCAAACGCAGUUCAAUGCCACGACUCAAGGAGACGAAAAGCCAGUCGCCUCCAGCAAACGAUCACCGACAAACGCUAGUGGGCACAAUUACUCGACAUCCACAUUCAGUGCUCGUCCAGCCAACCCGUAUCCGAGCAUUGUGAAAAGGGAGCCAUCGUCCCAAGCAGCGACAUCUUCGACUGGACCCGUGAGGUCGUCACAGACGGAAAAGGGCCGGCGAGGCGGACGUACAAGGAACUCGCAUCUGACAGAACACACGCGACAGAAGAGUCACGCCAUGCGAAAAGUGGGCGCCUGCUGGCGCUGUGCAAUGCAGAGAGAUCCUUGCGACGAUGGCAACCCGUGCUCACGAUGCUUGAUGCGAUCCCAAAGAGGCCAAACCUACUUCUUCGACUGCGACCGAUCGAAGCUCCCGGACUUUGUGCAUGACUUCUUGCCUCCCCAAGCUUCUAUGACUAUGAUGCACCAGAAGCAAUCGAUCGAAGACACCGUGUCUCAGGAAAUCCUGCAAUGGGACUUCGACAACGGCAUAGAUGUCUACUUGUCCAGCGGUUAUGGUCCGCCGCUACGAUGGACAAUGUACGAGUUCAAGCCGAGGACGCAAGAACUGUUGACCCAGCUGCAAUACUACCAGAAGGUAGACACCAGCCAAUCUAUGAGCCGGCAACAGUACUCGCCGCCCUUUGGUCUAGUCAAGAUCGACACAAGCGAUGAUGCUCACUUCGAUACAUACCUCGACCAAUUGUUGGAGCCCCACAAUCUUCUCGACUUGGGAUGGAGUUGUUACGAAGAAGAGUCCCAGGUCGACCCAGGAGAGUUUCAAGCAAAGAUGCUUGACCUGCUGUGCCAGCUCCAUAUGCAGACGACGGAUGAGUCGUUACGAUUGGUCCUUCGAGACAUCCUCCGCAUGCAGAUAAUCACCUACAUCAUGGGCCACACCCUGACCAUCGUGGAAGAGACGUUGCCUACUGUCAUCUCUCAUGUACGCCACUCGAGCAGACCCAAUCAAUACAACAAGUACACCUCGCCCCGCCUGGCCAACCGUCAAUUGAAGUUCUUCUUCGCGGUUUUGCGCAACAACAUCUAUGAGAAGAUUCUCAGAUGGCAGCAGCAGACGUUGCACACUGCUGGCAAGAAAGAGGAAACCUGGUUGCAGACAUUCUGCGUCAUGCUGGGCUUCGCUAUGGUCCUAGAGGAAGUGCAACGCCUAAUUCAAAUCCAAGCUGACGCCAGCGUCCGGAAAGAAGAAAUGGCCUACGAUGAUGCACAACGACAAGCGUACAAUGCUUGUGAGCGCAUCGACGAGCGGUACAAGUUGUUGAUUGGGCUAUUUCAAUGCAAGUACCGCGAUCGAAAAUGGGGCGAAAAGGGCAGUUUCGGCAAUGGGACGCCGGAGUUGAAGGAGAAGGCGCAGAAGGACUUUCUAAGAUCUUUGAGGAACUUGGUGUUGCAGAGAUACGACCACCUGAAAAGCAGAGAGAACGUGCCCUUCGGCACGGAAACGCAAUGUCUCUACACGACCAGGUGCACGGCGAGGUUCUUGUUGCCUUUCUUGAACCUCCCGGCUUGA
This is a messenger RNA of Zasmidium cellare ATCC 36951, 2667 nucleotides long. RefSeq lists its product as uncharacterized. The record is from RefSeq and is a predicted model, not a curated record. The coding region runs from base 1 to 2667 and encodes 888 amino acids. The transcript is spliced from 5 exons. NCBI's taxonomy places the organism in Eukaryota, Fungi, Ascomycota, Dothideomycetes, Mycosphaerellales, Mycosphaerellaceae.